Ficedula albicollis (Collared flycatcher) is the source of this 8093-nucleotide messenger RNA. RefSeq names its product piezo type mechanosensitive ion channel component 1 (gene PIEZO1). Gene Ontology annotation, biological process: detection of mechanical stimulus; regulation of membrane potential; cellular response to mechanical stimulus. The record is from RefSeq and is a predicted model, not a curated record. The annotation marks the transcript as partial. Lineage: Eukaryota; Metazoa; Chordata; Aves; Passeriformes; Muscicapidae. The transcript is spliced from 54 exons. Gene Ontology annotation, cellular component: plasma membrane; endoplasmic reticulum. Gene Ontology annotation, molecular function: monoatomic cation channel activity; mechanosensitive monoatomic ion channel activity.
GUGCUGGGGACAGCCUGCCUUUUCCGCUACAAUGUCCUCUCCCUGGUGUACCUGCUCUUCCUGCUGCUCCUGCCCUGGUUCCCGGGGCCCUCCCCGCGCUUCACCACAGGUCACACCACCCGCAUCCUCAAAGCUCUGCUGGGGACCAGCAUCAUCUUCCUCCUCGCCCACCUGGUUUUCCAGAUAUGCCUGUACGCUCUGCCCGCCCUGGACCAGCUGCUGGGGCCCAGCUGCAGCACCUGGGAGGUCCUUGCUCGGCACAUUGGGGUCACCAGGCUGGAUUGGAGUGACAUUCCCAACUCGAUGAGGCUGGUGGCACCCGAUGUUGGCAUCCUGCUGGUCUCGUCCCUGUCCCUGUGCCUGUGUGGCCGCCUCAACCCUGCCACCUCCAGUCAGGAUCUCGAGUCCCUGGAGUCCUCUGAGUGGAGGGAAGGCAAGGACGCGGGGCGGCAGCGGCGCGCGGCCGGCAGGGAGCGGCGGCUGAAGAGCAGGCUGAGGGACAAGGCUCACUGGCUGCUCUGGGAGGCUGGCAAGGCCCUGGCCAUCCUGCUGCUGGCCUUGGCAGGGGUCAUGCUGCCCUCUGCCUCCUCCUGCGUCUACUUCCUGCUCUUCCUGGGGCUGUGCACCUGGUGGUCCUGUCACCUCCCUGGCGGCCACCGUGCCUUCAACGUCCUCUGCCUGCUCGUGGGCAUCUACAGCGCCUGCCACCUGCUGUGCCUCUAUGUCUACCAGACCCCCUUCGUCCAGGGGCUCUUCCCGCCCCCCACCGUGUGGGCACGGGUGUUCGGCUUCAAUGACAUCAUCCUGUACUACAACUGCUCCCAGCCCAACACCCUGGAGCUCAACACCAGCUUCCCUUGGCCGGUCUAUGCCAACCCUGGCGUCCUGCUGCUGCUCUACUACGCCGUGAGCACGCUGGUGAAGCUGCGCUGGCUGGAUGCCAAGAGAGCCGUGACGCCGGCACAGCCCUGCCCCAGGGACCUGGUGGAGCUGGAGAGCUGGCCCAGGGACGCUCAGCAGGCGGCUGAGGACACCAAGCCCAUGCUGUCCCCCAACGCCGGGCGGCCGAGCGGCGACAACUGCACCGUGCACAUCCUGAACCCGUGUAAGCCUGAGCCCAGCCCCUGCCAGCCCUGCCUGCAGCCUGGGCUGCCUCCUCCCAUGCUGUCCCCCAACGCCGGGCAGCCGAGCGGCGACAACUGCACCGUGCACAUCCUGAACCCGUACAUGGAGGUGACACAUUCAUUGGGGGGGACCCUGGGGACACCCCGUGGGCCGAGCCCUCACGCCCCGUGCCCCCAGGUGUGGAGCAUCCUGUACCACAGCUGGCUGACCUUCGUGCUGCUGGUGUGGGCGUGCCUGGUGUGGACGGUGCGCAGCCGCCGGCACUUCGCCAUGCUCUGCUCGCCCUUCCUGGCCCUCUACGGCGUCACCCUGUGCGUGCUGCAGUACGUCUGGGCCAUGGAGCUGCACCCCGAGCUGCCCACCCGCCUCAGCUUCAUGAGCCUGCAGCCCCUGGGGCUGGUGCACCCCGACUACCCCUGCCUCACCCUGGGCGUCAAGCUGCUGCUCACCCUCACCUUCUGGAUGCUGCUGCGGCAGUUCGUCAGGGAGAAGCUGCUAACGAGGAGACCCCCGGCCACGCCGCUGAUGGGCGUGUCCCUCGUGGACGCAGGUGAGGGGGGCAUGCGGGACGUGCUGCAGAGCCUGGGCCGCGUGCUGCAGGAUUUCUUCGCCAAGUUCUGGAUCCUGCUGUGCGCCGCCAAGUUCAUCGUGGUGACCUUCACCGGCCGCCUCGUGGUCUUCAAGAUUGUCUACAUGCUGCUCUUCCUGCUCUGCCUCAUCCUCUUCCAGGUGUACUACAGCCUGUGGCGCAAGGUGCUCAAGGGGUUUUGGUGGCUGGUGGUGGCCUACACCAUGCUGGUGCUCGUUGUGAACUACACCUACCAGUUCGAUGACUUCCCCAUGUACUGGAGGAACCUGACGGGCCUCAAUGACGGCCAGCUGCGUGACCUGGGCCUGGAGCAGUUCAGCAUCUCGGAGCUCCUCUCCAGCAUCCUCAUGACGGGUUUCUUCCUGCUGGCCUGCACCCUGCAGCUCCACUGCUUCCACGAGCCCUUCAUGCACAUCACCGACCCGGCGCACGUCUGUGCCCCCCCUCCGUCCUCCUGCCACAUCCCCAGGUCUGAGGAGCUGCAGGGGAGCCGCCUGCUGCGGGAUGCGGCCGCUGCCGAGACCAGAGACUCUGCCCAGGCCAGAGACUCCGACACCGAGUCCCUGGAGUCCAGCAAGUGGGGGCUGGUGCUGGAGCGCCUGGUGGUGCUGGGGCGCACCUUCUCGGACACGGUGACCCGCGGGGAGGUCUUCAUGAGGCGCGUGCUGGAGCUCCACAUCGUCAAGAUGGUGGCUCUCUACACCGUCUGGGUGGCCCUGGAGGAGGUCUCGCUGAUGAACUUCCUGCUGGUGCUGCUGUGGGCUUUGGCCAUGCCCUACGGCCGCUUCCGCCACAUGGCCUCGUGCCUCUCCACCGUCUGGACCUGCAUCAUCAUCGUCUGCAAGAUGCUCUACCAGCUCACGGUCGUGGAGCCCCACGAGUACUCCAGCAACUGCACCCAGCCCCUCCCCAACAGCACCAACCUGACCCCGGAGGAGCUGGGCAACUCCACGCUGUACCGUGACCUGGUGGACCCUGCCAACUGGUUCGGCGUCCGGAAGCACUACCCACCCUGGGGUUACGUCAAGAACCACCUGCAGGUGCUGCUGCUGCUGGUGUUCGAGGCCGUGGUGUACCGGCGCCAGCAGUACCACCGCAAGCAGCACCAGCUGGUGGCCCCCGUCACCGAGACCAUCUUCGAGGACAUCUCCCGCCAGCACCUCGACCACGGCCUCGUCAGCUGCGCCAAAUACUUCAUCAACUACUUCUACUACAAGUUUGGCUUGGAGAUCUGCUUCCUGAUGAUCGUGAACGUGAUCGGGCAGCGCAUGAACUUCCUGGUGAUCCUGCACGGCUGCUGGCUGGUGGCGAUGCUGGCGCGGCGCCGGCGCGCGGCCAUCGCCCGCCUCUUGCUGGCGCGGCGCCAGCGCGCGGCCAUCGCCCGCCUCUGGCCCAAGUACUGCCUCUUCCUCGUCGUCUUCUUCCUCUUCCAGUACCUGCUGUGCCUGGGCAUGCCUCCUGCCCUCUGCAUGGACUAUCCGUGGCGCUGGAGCAGCACCAUUCCCCUCAACUCGGCUCUUGUCAAGUGGCUCUACCUGCCCGACUUCUUCCAGGCUCCCAAAUCCACCAACCUCAUCAAUGAUUUCAUGCUGCUGCUGUGCGCGGCCCAGCAGUGGCGCGUGUUCGAGGCCGAGCGCUCCGAGCCCUGGCUGCGGGCGGCCGGCGACAACUCGGACCGGCUGGACCGGGAGCAGGACCACCACAACCCCACCCCAAACUUCAUCUACUGCAAGUCCUACCUGGACAUGGUGAAGGUGGUGGUGUUUCACUACCUCUUCUGGGUGGUGCUCGUGGUGGUUUUCAUCACCGGUGCCAACCGCAUCAGCCUCUUUGGCCUGGGCUACCUGCUGGCCUGCUUCUACCUGCUGCUCUCGGGCACGGCCAUGCUGCGCAGGCCGGCCCGCGCCCGCCUGGUGCUCUGGGACUGCCUCAUCCUCUACAACAUCACCAUCAUCAUCUCCAAAAACAUGCUGUCGCUCCUGUCCUGCGUCUUCGUGCAGCAAAUGCAGAGCAACUUCUGCUGGGUGAUCCAGCUCUUCAGCCUCGUCUGCACCGUCAAGGGCUACUACAACCCCAAGGCGAUGCACAAGGACCACGACUGCACGCUGCCCGUGGAGGAGGCUGGCAUCAUGUGGGACAGCAUCUGCUUCUUCUUCCUCCUGCUCCAGCGCCGCAUCUUCCUCAGCUCCUACUACCUGCACGUCAUGUGGAACCUCCGAGCCUCUGCCCUGCAGGCUUCCAGGGGUGUGGCGCUGUUCAAGGCCAGCAUCAUGAAGAGCCUGAUCGCGCACCGGCGAGCCGAGAAGAAGUCUCUGGACCAGCUGAAGCGGCAGAUGGAGCGGAUCCUGGCCAAGCAGCAGAAGUACAACCAGGAGCGGGUGGCCCGCAGCACCACGCCGGGGCAGGAGGGGCCCAGAUCAGAGAGCAGAGACCCUGCAGACCCGUCCCAGCAGAGGCAGCGCUGGUGGCAGCCCUGGUCAGACCAUGCCACAGUGUUGCAUUCCGGGGGAUAUUUCCUCUUCGAGUCGGACAGCGAGGAGGAGGAGGAGGUGCAGGAGGAGCCGCGGCCGGAGAGGCCGAGCGCCUUCCAGCUCGCCUACCAGGCCUGGGUGACCAACACCAGGACGGUGCUGCGGCAGCAGGGGCAGCCUGAGCAGUCACAGCCGUCCAGCACUGAGAGCACUGCAGAGAAUGGUGCAAGGAGAGAGGUGGAGGCUGCUGAGGAGGCUGAAGGCCGGGAGGUGGAGAACAUGGAAACUUCUGAGCGCAGCAACGUCUUGCAGCGGGCCCUGAACACGCUGAGGUUCCUGUGGCUGCUGUGCCAGGCGCUGGUGGACGGGCUGACCCAGUGGCUGGACACCUGCACGCGGGAGCACAGGGACAUGUCGCGCGUGCUGCGCCUCGAGAGGAGCGUCAUGGCCGAGCGCCUGGCCAAGGGAGAGGAGAUCAACGAGGGGUUCCCGGAUGAGCUCUAUGUGCUGCCAGAGGAGCUCCCCGGGGAGCUGAGCCCGUCCUCCUCCUCGGCCGCAGGUUCCCAAAGCAGCGCUUCCAGCAGCCAGGAGCAGGUGGCAAGCCUGGAGGACGGGACUGAUGCUCAGCAGUUCCUGGUCGUGCCCCAGCAGCGCAGGCGGACUGCCAGUGAGCUCCUCAAGAGCAGGAAGCUGUGUGUCUCCGACCUGGAGGAGUCAGAGCACUUCUACCAAUCCCACAACCGGUUCCUGAAGCUGCUGCUGGCCGGGUACCGCUGUGUGACCGCCCACUCCGAGCUGCUCUGUUACUUCGUCAUCAUCCUCAACAACAUCGUCACUGCCUCCAUCAUCUCUGUCUUCCUGCCCAUCCUCGUCUUCCUCUGGGCCAUGCUUUCCAUCCCCCGGCCCACCAAGCGCUUCUGGAUGACGGCCAUCAUCUUCACCGAGACGAUGGUGGUGGUGAAAUACCUCUUCCAGUUCGGGUUCUUCCCCUGGAAUGGCUACAUCACCUUGCUGCGCCACGAGGGCAAGCCCUUCUUCCCGCCACGCAUCCUGGGCUUGGAGAGAUCCACCCACUACAUCAAGUAUGACCUGGUGCAGCUCCUGGCCCUCUUCUUCCAUCGCUCCCUGCUGCUGUCCUUUGGGCUGUGGGACCAGGAGAAGACGGCAGAGGAGAAGCGGGAGAGCAAGGAAGAGGAGAAGAAGCCGGAGGAAGCCGUGCCCGCAGCGCCGGCGGGGGCUGAGGAAGGGCUGGAGGCUCCAUCCUUUGGGCUGUGGGACCAGGAGAAGACGGCAGAGGAGAAGCGGGAGAGCAAGGAAGAGGAGAAGAAGCCGGAGGAAGCCGUGCCCGCAGCGCCGGCGGGGGCUGAGGAAGGGCUGGAGGCUCCAGCGGGGGGGGGAGGGCUGGAGGCUCCAGCCCGGCCAGGAGCACCAGCAGCAGCCACGGGGCCAGAGCUGGAGCUGGGGCCAGAGGGUGAGUCUGUGGAGCAGGAAGGGACCACGCAGCUCCACCUCAGGAGGAGGAGGAGGCAGCAGGAGAGGAAGACCGUGGAGAUGGUUCCAGCAGAAGGGGGCGAGGAGGAGGAUGAGGAGGAGGAAGUGUCAGAAGAGAGCCACACUCACAGGAAGCUGAGGGAGUUUGGCUUGCGGGUCAAGGGCUUCUUCCUCACCAUGGCACAUAACAUGUACCAGCCAGUGCGCAGGUUCUUCCAGGAGAUCCUGGACACGCAGAACCACGCGGCCACCGACGUCUACGCCUUCAUGUUCCUGGCUGACGUGGUCGACUUCAUCAUCAUCGCCUUCGGCUUCUGGGCCUUCGGGAAAUACUCGGCGGCCGCCGACAUCACCUCGUCUCUGUCGGAGAACCAAGUGCCGGAGGCUUUCCUGUUCAUGCUGCUCUUCCAGUUCACCACCAUGGUCAUCGACCGCGCGCUCUACCUCCGCAAGACCGUGCUGGGCAAGCUCAUCUUCCAGAUCAUCCUGGUCUUCGGCAUCCACUUCUGGAUGUUCUUCCUCCUGCCUGCCGUCACCCAAAGGUUGUUCCGCCAAAACACGGUGGCCCAGCUGUGGUACUUUGUGAAGUGCAUCUACUUUGGACUGUCGGCCUACCAGAUCCGCUGUGGCUACCCCACCCGCAUCCUGGGCAACUUCCUCACCAAGAAAUACAACCACCUCAACCUCUUCCUCUUCCAGGGGUUCCGCCUCGUGCCCUUCCUGGUGGAGCUGCGGGCUGUCAUGGACUGGGUGUGGACGGACACCACGCUGUCCCUCUCCAACUGGAUGUGUGUGGAGGACAUCUACGCCAACAUCUUCAUCAUCAAGUGCAGCCGGGAGACUGAGAAGAAAUACCCCCAGCCCAAGGGGCAGAAGAAGAAGAAGGUGGUGAAGUACGGCAUGGGCGGCCUCAUCAUCCUCUUCCUCGUGGGCAUCAUCUGGUUCCCGCUGCUCUUCAUGUCCCUGGUGCGCUCCGUGGUGGGCGUCAUCAACCACCCCGUCGAUGUCACCGUCAACCUCAAGCUGGGGGGUUACGAGCCUCUGUUCAGCACCAGCUCCCAGCAGCAAUACAUCCAGCCCUUCACCGCCGAGGACUACGAGGAGCUCACCACAGAGUUUGAGAGCGAGCCGUUGGCCAUGCAGUUCAUCACCCUGUACGGUGAGGAGGACAUCGUGACGGCGCGCAUCGAGGGCAGCUCGGGCUCGCUGUGGAGCAUCAGCCCCCCCAGCCGCGAGCAGAUGCGGCUGGAGCUGCAGAACGGCUCCUCCGACAUCACCGUGCACAUCUCCUGGAUCUUCCAGAGGGACCUGGGCAAGGGCGGCACGGUGGAGAACGCCUACGGCAAACACAACAUCGAGCUGGAGCCCGGCGCGCCCCAGCGCCUGCAGCUGGCCCAGAUGCUGGAUGGCACCAGGGAUGACCCCGUGUUAUUGCCCAAACUCUUCCCCAAAUACAUCCGGGCACCCUCCGGCCUCGAAGCUGAACCUGUCAAGCAGCUGCUGCCAGAUGACGUGGAGAGCUUCCUGGACGUGGAGGUGCAGCUGAAACAGGAGCGCAGGGGCUCUGGCCCCGGUGCGCACUUUGUGGAGUGGUGGGUGCUGAGGCUGAAGGACACCCCACCCCAAGAGGGCAACAUCCUCCCCAUGGUCAUCUUCAACGACAAAGUCAGCCCCCCCAGCCUGGGCUUCCUGGCUGGCUACGGGAUCAUGGGGCUCUACGUGUCCAUCGUGCUGGUGAUCGGCAAGUUCGUGCGCGGCUUCUUCAGCGAGAUCUCGCACUCCAUCAUGUUCGACGAGCUGCCCUGCGUGGAUCGCAUCCUGAAGCUGUGCCAGGACAUCUUCCUGGUGCGGGAGACGGGCGAGCUGGAGCUGGAGGAGGAGCUCUACGCCAAGCUCAUCUUCCUCUACCGCUCGCCCGAGACCAUGAUCAAGUGGACACGGGAGAAGGAUUAAGGGGAAGGGGCUCCAGCCCCCCCCCCCGACAGGGACAUCACCGCCAAUGCCUUAAGCAGCCCCCCCAGCUGGGGCUGCAUCCAGCCCGGGAGGCAGUGGGAUGUGGGGUUCUGGGCGCUCCCUUGGAGGGAGGAUGUUUUCCUGGAUGUUUUUCUCUACGUUGCUUUGAAGCCAUCUGGCCUGCACAGACCAUGUUGUGCCUUCCUGGUGAGAGGGACAGGAGGUGACCCCCCCCACCCACUGGGCACCCCUGGCUGCCAGGUGGGGAUUGGGGGUGGGUCAAGAGCCAGCCUGUGGCCCCCUCCCUGCUGGUCCCAGCCCUGCUCCAGAACCAGGCUCAAUUCAAGCAAUAGCCCCCCUGCCCCCAGCUCCAGGAUGGGGGUCCUGGGUUGUGGCCCCCUACGUUUGUGGGGGUCUGGCAGCCCCAGUUGGACUUUAGACACUUGAGACUUCGGGUUUGUUUU